Messenger RNA from Penicillium arizonense, 483 nucleotides. RefSeq lists its product as uncharacterized. The record is from RefSeq and is a predicted model, not a curated record. Bases 1 to 483 code for a protein of 160 amino acids. NCBI's taxonomy places the organism in Eukaryota, Fungi, Ascomycota, Eurotiomycetes, Eurotiales, Aspergillaceae. The transcript has 5 exons.
AUGUCCUCAUCUUCAUUCUUCAACAUUGAAAUCAUCGAUGUUAAUCCAGAAUUUAAUCUAUUCUUUUCUCACGUCCCAAUGGCCAACCUAAACUGUGCUUUCUUCAUUUGUUGGCAAGAAUACUCUACAGAAGGCGUACCACUAGACGAAGAGACUACCACUGGGGUGGAGUUUCGGGAAGGGUCCCUCACUCCCCUAGGUAGUAGUUUCAUUCCUGCUAUAUUGCAGGAUCCGCUGGUUAUCAGUAAUAUCCAGGAUGAUCCGCGCAUCGGAGCGCUGAAGCUUGUCAACCCAGGGUAUAUCAAGAGGCCCUUCUUUUCUGGCGUUCUCAAUCAGAAUGGCAGCUUCGUGGCUCAGUGCUCUACCUAUCUCGAACCAUGUAUCCCUGCCGGAACGCACCACGACAAGCACACCAUCAUUCCUAGCGAGAGUUGCUGGUACUUGCUUUGGUUCAAUGACAAGGGCGAUCGGUGGCCACCUUAG